Molecule: messenger RNA, 949 nt
Organism: Neohortaea acidophila
Lineage: Eukaryota; Fungi; Ascomycota; Dothideomycetes; Mycosphaerellales; Teratosphaeriaceae
Exons: 3
Coding region: 289-849 (186 amino acids)
Source: RefSeq, a predicted model, not a curated record
ACACGGCUGGGUGUGCAGACCGACAAGCAUGGGCGCCAUGCUUACCCGUCCCGGCCACUACGAUCCCAGCAGCCGACCUCAGAGCAUCUAGCGGGGUACCGGUGUCGACGGAUUGGACAUAUUCGAUGUUGUGAAAUUAUUCGACGGUCCGCAGAGCCCUGGAAACACUGGACAUGGACGAGAUUGGCUGCAGACCCAACACAGCGUCACUCCGGCCGCCUGUGCUCCCACCCAUCUCACGCAACCAUCCCUAUCGCCAAUCAACGACGGAUUAGCCUGGUAUGGAAGAUGCAAAUCGCUCAGAAUCCUUUGAUCGUACCGCAGCAAAUCAAUUCACUGCGGUGGAGCAUGCUCCGUGUUGGCCACACCAAGAAUAUAUCGCGCAUGUCUCAACUCGCGUCUAUCAGUACAAGUCUCCGCCCUCCACUGCCGGGCAUGCGUAACUCGCUAACCCGCUCACGGCUGCGUGUAUUUUUGGCUCCGAAGUUACCUUUGGCGAGCCUCAGGCAUCUCGCGCUCGCUGUUAUCGCGAAUCCCCGCCCGCCGGUUGCGGUACCGGGGCCGCGAUUUGCCUUUUCUAGACUUUACCCGGCUUCCGACAACGGGGAAAGGCUUCGUCACUGUCCAUUGAAGACGCCGAAAACCACCAGCUACGCUUUGCCAUGCGCCAUGGGGUUGCACAACAGAUUGCGUGAUGUUCAGCGCCUGCAGAGCCACAUGGUUGAUGGUCAGCUAGCUGGAGGCCGCUCACGCAAUGCUGCCCGAUGGAGAUGUGGUUGGUUGGCUGAUCUCGUCGAGACAUCCCCGAGCAGCGCGCGCGAGCACUUGAAAUCAUGUGAAACGGGCUAAACCUGGUCUCAUAAAAUGCAUACGAUGAACAGCGCGCCGUGAUCUCGGCGACUCGGUGCGGACAGAAAGCUCUGAAACAGGCUGAGAUGCGGCACGAACC